AUGUCAGAGGACAAAACACUGGGCCUGUUGCCCGAUACCCUGGUUCAUCCUAGACACCUCACGAUCGGAGAUCCUCCUUUAGUUCUGCUGGCGCAGAACUUCGCUCAGGUUUCAUCUCAAACGUGUGAUAAUGAGACCAGCUCCGUAAAAGCCGCACGCCAGAAGAAAAUGAGGCCACUUUCCAGCGAGGCUGGCCCGCAGCUCCGGUACGAUACCAGGUAA
This is a messenger RNA of Akanthomyces muscarius, 222 nucleotides long. RefSeq lists its product as uncharacterized. The coding region runs from base 1 to 222 and encodes 73 amino acids. Lineage: Eukaryota; Fungi; Ascomycota; Sordariomycetes; Hypocreales; Cordycipitaceae. The record is from RefSeq and is a predicted model, not a curated record. The transcript has 6 exons.